Molecule: messenger RNA, 5100 nt
Organism: Brassica napus (rape)
Lineage: Eukaryota; Viridiplantae; Streptophyta; Magnoliopsida; Brassicales; Brassicaceae
Product: probable methyltransferase At1g29790
Exons: 1
Coding region: 3153-4577 (474 amino acids)
Molecular function (GO): methyltransferase activity
Source: RefSeq, a predicted model, not a curated record
UUGUGCUGAUGUUUUUGCGUUGAGUUAAUCUUACCAUUAAAAGAGCUUGACAAUAUCUAUAUAUAUAUAAAAUUGUUUGCCUCAUUCCUAGGCUAUCCAGCUGGAAACUCGAACUCUGAGGGGCUGACACGUGUCCGACUUCUUCCAAACGCGCCGUAUCACUUAAGUUUUAAUACUUCGUGUUGGGCUUGAGUUUCCUUAUUGGUAUUGGGCUUCGGUUUUGUUGAGAGAAAGAGAUUGAACCCUAAUUCCUGUGUCCGAAGGUCAGGAAGGGAGAAGGAAAAAAUGGCACGUGUCCUCUCUGUAACCAUCUAAAACUCUUUUCUAUUCACUUCUUUCAACCAUAACUAUCUCUUUUCUUUCUCUGAAACCGUAGACGACCGAGCUUCCAUGCAUUCACGAUAAGCCAUCAACUCAAGCUUUAAAUCAGGUCUCAUAAACUCUUUUCUCCUCAUUUAUCAUCUGCAAAAAAAUUUAUAUACAGUGAGCCUUUGAUUUGCUUCAGAUCUGAGAAGGCUGUCGGCCCCAAUAUCAACUCCUAUACCGCUUAAGAAUCGUUUGAUUGGAAGAGGCAGUAUUUAAGGUCUGGUUAGAUCGAAGAUUGAUUUUUAGAUUUUGCUUUCAUCAUACUCUGAUUAUUUUAUGAAAUCUGAUGCAGGCUCUUCAAAAAGAAACAAACUUCAAUACUUCAAGCGAUUCACUUUUUGAGGUUUUGUUCUUAACCUUCUUCUCCGACAAUUUUCUGAAAAUCUGAUGUUAUAACUUAUAAUGCUUUUAGGGUAGAUGGGAAAUUAACGGCAAGUAAUUUGACUUAGAAUGUUGAACAAGUUCAAACAUUCCAAGGCAAAACAAACCACUUUGGCCUCUAAACUACCUUCUUCCCAACUUAAUUAUCCACAGCAACACAAUCGCAGGAAAAGUAAGCAUGAAAUAGAGAGAAAAUUAGACACAUUACAAUAAUCGAAUUUUUAUAGGUGAUCGAUUACUUAUUAACUGAGUUUUAACUGGGUUUGAUUGUUGUAGGACAUGUUCUUUCACAUGUUAAUUGUUUUCUGGAUUGGUAAGGUCAAAUAUGAUUUGGUUUCCUUAAGUUUCUGAUGGCAAAUCCAAGGAGGUUGUUGAUAGCAGCUUCCGAUAGACUGAUAUUCAUAUAUAAUUAUUGACAGAAGGUACUUGCAAAAAGAGUGGUGUUGGCAAGCCGAUGAAACUUUUGGAUUAAAUUAGUGCAUUGUUGAGGUAUCAAGAUUUUUUCAAGUUAAGUUUUGCCCACAACCUUUACAAUUUCCCAGAUUUGUUAUUGUUUUUCUUUAUUGUUGUCAAGCGUAUGUUGCUAUUCAAGAAAGAAAGAGUGUUAUGGAGUGUUCUUUCUCACCUAUGAUCUUAAAGUUGUAUCUAUCUCUCAAGUCUCAAACCAUCUGCGUCAUAUGGAGGUAAAAAUUGUUUUUUUUUUGGAGUGAUAUCUAAAUGUGUGUGUUUGCAGGAAGAGGAGACAAUUUCAUGGAAGAACGUCAAUGUUUUGUGCUCGGGCUGUGAUAUGUUUCUACUGUCUUGGUUACUUUAGAAGAUCGUCUGAGAAUCAUAGGAGGGCACUUGAAUCUCGCAGCUGAAGAAAAAGCUCCCAAGAGAAGUAAGCCACCCAGAACGACUCAUGUCUUAGACGUGUUAUCCAGCUGUAGGUGUUGACGAAAGUGUGGCAUGGUGUUACCAGUCCUUCCUUUGUUCAUGCAGAUGCAGGAGUGGUCUGAUCCACUAAUAAAAAUGGACGCGGUGGGCCACUAAUGGAUCUGGUCGAUGAUUUGAAUCCAGGAACAUAAUGUAUAGUUGUAAUUUUAAGAAUUAGAAAUGCAUAAUAUAAUUGUAUUUUUUUGUAUUAUAAUUGUAAGCCUUACUUCUAAAAAGAAUGACAAAUCCUUCCUAUUGAAAAUAGAAAUUACUUUCCAAUCAAAGUAAACUAAUCAUUUUGAAAUACUCAAUAAAAUUGAUAAUAUAUUAUGCCAAACCCUAGUCACUCUAUAUUUAAUAGGUAAUGUCUUUAUGAUUAACAAGUUUCGAAGAAAAGCGUUUAGUUUCAUUAAAUGCCAAACAUGGGCACAUGAUAUAUUUUGGGUGAAGUAUGGGAGAAACAAUUCCCAUCGUGCUGAUUUCACCUUCGACGAGUUGUUUUUAGUAUGGAAUGAGCCUUGGACUGUUAUUCAGGCCCGCAUAUAUAAGUACAACACUGAUGAUUAAUCAUUCUGUGUAGUGUAUUAUACAUUGCACUGCACUAAAAUAGUGAGAGUGGUAGUGGAUGAGAGAGACGCUCGAAUCUUGAAGGAUGGUCGGUCCAGUAACAAUUCGCAUCUUAUUCACUGCGUUAAUCCUCACCCUAUAUUUUUUGGCAAUGAUAAAACUAGAUAACAUAUGUUUUCGAUUUAUGUAUAGGAAUAUACUCUUUUAUUUAAAAAUCUAAUCACUAAAUCAAAAUUUAAAUUCGAAUAUAUAUAUAUAUAUAUAUAUAUAUAAUUUCUAACUAAUAUUAUUUUGAGAAUUUUCUCUUUUUGAAAAAAAAGUGUGUUUAUUGCUAUUAUAUGGUAUUUUUCUUUAUAGACUUGAUUUAUAACUAUUAAUAUAUAGUGAUUAAUAUAUAUAUAGUUAUAUUCAUAUUUGUGUAUUUAUAAGCUUUCAACAUCUGUUUCUUCAAGCAGAACGUAUAAAAGUGAUAAUAGUUUUGGGUGAAUCUCCUGUAAUAGAGAAUUUUGAACUAGUUGUUAAUUAAUAUUAUCUUGAUAAUCUGAUUCAAGUGGCUGUGAUCCACAUGAAUCGGCUUUCUCAUUACUUGCUUCUAAAUUCUCCCUUUUAGUUUAUUAAUUUCCUCCUUAGAUCCUGCAACUUUUCUAGGAUUUUGGCCUUCUACCGUCGUCGGAUUUCAUACAAACUUCACAAGUCUCCAUGUGCAUUUAAAGCUUGUGGUUUAAGUAUGUUGACAUUAUAUAAUCUCCCAAGGAUUAAAUUAAGCUAAUUCCACUAAUCCCUAGGUAAACGUCAAGAUAACAUAAAGAUGAAGUUAAAGUCCAUACCUCUGCAACCAGAUUUGAGUUUAUAAUCUUGUAAUGUUGUUCAAGAACCAGUUUUGGGGUUUGUGUUGAUAUUGUGUGUUGUACAGAGUUUGAAGGAUGGUGAAGGCGAAUGUAUUAUCGAAAAUUAGAGGUUUCAGUGGCGUCAACAGACCCAUCUAUGUCUUGGCUGGUUUGGCAUUUCUCAUCUCAGUAGCUACUCUGGCUAAGUUCAACUACAUCACACCGCUAAGGUUCUCUGGUCGGUUCUGUAAUAAUCAUGGAAGCUUUGACGGCGACAACUAUAUCCUCGGAAGCCAAAUGAGAAAGACGAUAGAAUCCGCCAUCUUCAAAAUCCACCAAGAAAUGGAUGAUCUCAAGGUCUUAGAAGCUAAUUCUUCUGCUCCACCAUCUGAUUCAUCAGCUUCAGGAUCCAUGUUUAGGCAUGUAGCUUUCCUUGCUGAUGUUCUUUCACUGAUUCAGUCAGUUCAUAUGGAGUUGCCUUCCUUCGAAGAAGUGGAUCAUCCGUUGAAGCAGAGGAACGGUGACCCUGGCGAGCAUUUCAUGAGGGAAGAGAUCAAGAAGUACAUAAAGAUCAAACCGAACCGGUUUGGAAAGCAGAACUUCAUGGGAGCUAAUGGAACGUUCACUUCGAUAGGGCACGCUUGCUUUGCCAUGAAGAAAGAUGUAGAAGAGUAUAUGGACUAUGACGUGGGGGAGAUCUGCAACGACGACUGGAGACUAGCUCAGAAGCUUAUGGUUCACGGUUGCGAUCCGUUGCCUAGAAGACGGUGUUUCUCCCGUGCACCGCAGCUAUAUUACAAACCGUUUCCGAUCAACGAGUCUUUGUGGAAGCUUCCGGAUAACCGGAACGUGAGAUGGGGACAGUAUAAAUGCAAGAACUUUACUUGUCUUGCAAGCAACACGACAGCAAGAAAAGGGUUCUUCAAAUGCACUGACUGCUUCAACCUCACGCAUCACGAGUUGCCGAGAUGGGUUAACCGAGGAGAACUCGAUCCAGAGACAAACCAAACAGCUGAUUUCUCGAUACAAGAAGUAAUUGAAAUCAAACCGGGAGAGAUUAGGAUCGGUUUGGACUUCAGCGUUGGCACGGGGACUUUCGCAGCGAGGAUGAGAGAAAGUAACGUCACCAUUGUAACAGCAACAAUCAACCUAGGAGCUCCAUUCAACGAGAUGAUCUCUCUGCGUGGUUUAGUCCCAUUGUACUUAACUGUGAACCAACGGUUACCUUUCUUCGACAGCACGCUUGAUAUGAUUCACACGACGAGGUUUCUUGAUGGAUGGAUCGAUCUGAUACUUCUGGACUUCGUGCUGUUUGAUUGGGACAGGGUUUUAAGACCAGGUGGGUUGUUGUGGAUAGAUAGUUUCUUUUGUCUGAAAGAGGAUUUGGGUGAUUACAUGGAGGCGUUUAAAGCUUUGAGGUAUAGGAGACAUAAGUGGGUUGUGGUGCCUAAGAGAGAUAAAGAUGAUAAAGAAGUUUUCUUCUCUGCUGUGUUAGAGAAACCUCCAAGACCCUUUAGAUGAUUCAAUCAUUGCCUAAUGCUUUGUGUUUACUAUUGUCUUUGUAACAGAAAAUGUGAAAAUAAGAUAUAGUUCACUACAAGAAAACGUUUCUACGACGAUUUACGAGGAAAUUAUUUCCUCGUAAAUUUACAUGGCGUUUACAACGAAAUUACGAGGAGUCCAAAAUUCGUCGUAAACUCGAUGUAACUUUACGACGAAACAGUUGCAUCGUAAAGUCAAUGUAAGUUUACGACGAAAGUACGUGGAAAGAUAAAUUCAUCGUAACCGUUACAUCGACAUUACAACGAAACAUGUUACCGUUAUAUUUAGGUGAAAACGUGUAUUCUAUGUGCUUUAACUUAACUAAUUUCGUUGUAAAGUGGUUGUAAGUUCAUGUAAAAUCGUUGUUAUAUCCAUGUAAAACAUUCCUUGUAAAAUCGUUUUUAUAUUUCACCUACCAAACUCGAAAAUUUCUCUAUAUAUAUGUCAUUUCCCACAACUCUCUUCCUCACAACACACAAACGAAAAAAAAAAGUUAGGAAAU